Molecule: messenger RNA, 753 nt
Organism: Belonocnema kinseyi
Lineage: Eukaryota; Metazoa; Arthropoda; Insecta; Hymenoptera; Cynipidae
Exons: 1
Coding region: 1-753 (250 amino acids)
Source: RefSeq, a predicted model, not a curated record
AUGUACAAGGGUUUACAAGCGCGAAUUCGCGAAAUCAAUGGUUUAGCUAUUUAUGCUCCAUGUGGUGUUCACUCUUUGAAUUUGGUAGGAGUUCAUGCAGUGGAAAGUUGUUCAGGAGCAGUUUUAUUUUUUAACGUGCUUCAAACAUUGUACAAUUUCUUCACAGUGUCUACACAUCGAUGGGAAAUUUUAAGGUCCACUGAAAAAACUAAAUCAAUCACAUUAGCAUCUUUGUCCACUACUAGAUGGUCUGCUCGUGAUGACGCAGUUGAGGUUUUGAAUCAAUAUUUUCAGGACAUAGUUGAGAUUUUAAAGACGAUAGAAAAAACUGAUGCGGAAAAUGGAAUCACCAAACAGGAAGCUAAAGGCAUUCGUGAACAAUUGGAAAAACUGGAGGUUGCUUUUAUGCUGGUUUUGUGGUCUUUUUUGCUUUCAAGAAUCAUCGGUGUCAGUCAGAAAUUGCAAAAAGUUGACAUUAGCAUUGCUGAGGUUAUCGGUCAGUACCGUGGGCUCAUAAAAAUGGUUGCUUACACUCGGAAUGAAUUUGAUAGUUUUGAACGAAAAGUACUCCAAAUAUCCGCAACUCAUUUGUAUGAGUCAGAUUUUUCCCGGAAAAAAAUAAGAAAACUACGUGUCGACGAAACAAGAGAUAGUGAAGUUCAAUUUUCGGGUCGGGACGUGUUUAGAGUUAAUACUUUCAACGUCAUUUUAGAUAAGUUGUCAACUGAACUAGACGAAAGAUGUGCAAAAUAA